AUGAGACCCAACUACCUUGCGAAGUUUUUGCGUGUCAAGUACGGCAAGCUUACUUGUCAGGACGAUGGAGUCAAAAAUAAAAUAGCGAAGAAUACUUCGUCACUACUUUUCAGGUACUUGUGCGCUAUAUGUGAUAGUUACGGUAGAUGCAAAGUGGGCCUCCACCAAGCUGAGGGGACCGCAACAGAAAUGGCAAACCUGAACUGGAAACCAUUUGUCUAUGGGGGGAUGGCCUCUAUCGUCGCCGAAUUUGGUACCUUCCCCAUCGAUCUGACGAAAACACGCCUGCAGGUGCAAGGCCAGUCCCAGUGCAUGGAGGUGCGAUACAGGGGCAUGUUCCAUGCCCUGCUCAGGAUUGGACGAGAGGAGGGCAUCCGAGCCUUGUACUCUGGGAUCUCGCCUGCUCUCCUAAGACAAGCCUCAUACGGAACAAUUAAGAUCGGCACGUACAACACACUUAAGAAGCUGUUUGUAAGCCGCCCUGAAGAUGAGACCAUGGUUAUCAACGUAUUCUGUGGUGUGGUGUCUGGAGUUCUGUUCCUCCUCGUUAGCAAACCCCACAUGAUCAAAAAGAUUCGCAUGCAGGCUCAGGGCAGCCUGCUCCAAGGCAGCAUGAUGGCCAACUCAUCAACAAUCUACCAGACAGAGGGAACCAGGGGUCUGUGGAGGGGUGUCAUCCCCACAGCACAGAGGGCAGCCAUUGUGGUUGGUGUUGAGCUCCCUGUUUAUGACAUCACCAAGAAGCACCUGAUUCGAUCUGGUCUCAUGGGAGACACUAUUUUGACUCAUUUCAUUUCCAGUUUUGCUUGUGGCCUGGCAGGGGCACUAGCUUCUAACCCUGUGGAUGUGGUGAGGACACGGAUGAUGAACCAGCGAGUGCUGUCUGGGAACUUCCUAUAUAAAGGCACACUAGAUGGACUCAUGCAGACCUGGAGGAAUGAAGGCUUCUUCGCCCUCUAUAAGGGGUUCUGGCCCAACUGGCUGCGCCUGGGGCCCUGGAACAUCAUCUUCUUUAUCACCUAUGAACAGCUGAAGAAGCUUCCAUUAUAGCUGAGCCAGUGACACUUCAUGGGCUAAAAGCAUAUGUGUGAGUUGGUGGAAGGGAACACACUGCAACCCUUCAGUCUUUGUCCUUCCUGAAUCGUUCAUUAUACUACUUCUGUCACUCAUCUCAUGUGCAUGCUAUUUAAGUAUCAUAUUUGUUUUUGUUUUUUUUUGUUUUUUUGUUUGUUUGUUUGUGUCCUUGCACCAGCGCCCUGCUUUUUGUAUCUUGGCAGCAACAUUUAAGGUCAACAGUUGGAGCACAAACCUUGUUGGGUUACAGGUGGAAAUGCUUAUUAUAUCUGAUUAUGCAGUGGAUGGGAGACCAUGAAGUGGUGACCGAUUCAAGUUAAGUUCCAGAGAAGCCUCACACUGACUAAGUGACCUAAUUGUAUUUGAAUAUUCUAAGUGAAAUCCCUCAUUUCUGAGGUGAGUACUAGCAAUGCUACGUUGUGCAUAGUUAAUCGGGUAUUGCUAGGUUCCGUGUGGAUACCAUAUGGGUCUAAUGCACUUACAGUGAAUAUACUCCAGUAUAAUAGUCCAGUAUGUUUAAAUGAAUAGUUUAUUAUGCCCAGAUCAACUUGCCAGAGUACCUUACUGUAACCUGUAGAGACUGAGGAAAAACUGAUGCCAGUAUUUAACUGUUACAGGCUGUACUUUAGGAAAGUGUAUCCCUAAGAUAAUAUAAUCACUAGUGGGUGCUAUGUUGACAUUGCAUCUUUCGCCUGAGAACUCCAUUUGCUUCACAUAACAUGCACAAUUGGCACUCCCACAUGUCUUGCAGACACUUGCUCUUAGUUCAGCAUUACUCACCAUUAGGGUAUCUGGUUGUUUUGUCUUUCAUCAAACUUCAUAUGAGACAGUAGAGCAAGAGAGAUUUUCCCUAGAACAUGCACAGAACUGAAAGCACUCCUGACACGUGGGCUCCUGGCUGCCUUUUGUAGGAUUUGCAACUAUACCACCAUGUGUGUAUGGGAGUUUGUAUACAGACAAGAACAUGUGAAAUAUAGAGUAGAAUAUUUUGGUAGGCAUGAUAAACUGUACAUAAUGCUGUUAUACAUUCGAAUGUACUAGGGUUUGUUUUAACUUUUUAAAAUUUUUUUUAUUUUAUUGGUAAUCAAGAUCAAGGCUCUCCAUAAAAGAUGUGGUGUAUCGAGCUGACCUCAUUGCCAAAGUCUCCUGUACUGUACAGAACUGCAUGGUUGCUGGUAGGAUUUCAAAUUGACACAUUAUUACGAAUGUACUGUUACACAUUCUCUACCGUUUGGUCACAAUGAUUUCAUGGUCAAACCUUUUUGUUUGUUUUAAUAUAUACUUGUAUUCUGCUUGACUCUUGGUUGCCGGCUACCAAAUGGGAAAAGAGCUACAUUUAAGAUUUAGGGGUAAUAACAAAUGCUAAUAACUUUGUCUGAUGUUUGACAAGUCAAUUUGGGAACACUUAGAUGAGUUACAGUGACAUUAUACAGGCCAAGUUCCCUCCUCUAACAUUUAAAACCAAUUUAUAUCUUGGCUCCUUUCUUUACCAAGUCAUAUUCCAUGUUGUUUUCUCUCAAACAAUUUAGCCAGUGUGCCUAUUUCCAUGUGCAACCAAAACCAACAAACAGACACCCAUAUGGCAGUUCACACUUGUAUCCCCCCCCCCACUUGAAUAAAUUAUUAUUGUUGUUUAUUAUUAUUAUUAUUGUUGUUGUUGUUAUAAUUAUAAUUAUUAUUAUUAUUAUUAUUAUUUUCCCUGCACUCUUAGUUGUUCCAAAACCUAUUUUUAUUUGGAAUCUGUGACAUUGUAUAGCUUUUUAAAUCUUUCAAAACCAAAGGACUUUUUAUUUGUUUUAGUUAAAAUAAUGUAUUACAUACAUGUUACUGAUAACCUAGGAAUAUGCAUUAUACAAAUACACAAGUGCAUCUCAGUGGUUUCUAAGUCUCCCAUUGUACUAGGGUAUUGAAAGGACAUUUUAUUUGACAGGGUUAUUAAAAUUCACUUAAUAUUGGCCAUAAAAGGGGGGGGGGGGGUGUAUGAAAUGGAGGAUGAGGAUGCGUAAUGGGUCUUGAAUUUAAAAAGCCUUGUGUAAUCCUGCAUGGAAAAUGUGGAUUUUGGUCAGCAAAAAAUGUAGUAAUCACUUAAGGCCUUUACUUUCAGUGUUUUUUUUUUUGUUUGUUUUUUUUUGUUUUCCAUGCGCUGUGAGCCCUGUCAUAACUAUUUGCUGUAUUACUUCUCUGGCAACUGUCAUUUCACCUAGCAAGUUCGUUGUGACGUUUGACAGUAUUUGGCUAUGAUGAAAAUGAAAGUUUAUCAUUUGUUGCUUAAUGAAGGGUAUAAAAUUGGCUCUUUUCUGUGGCUGUUUUGACUUUGUAUGAUGAAGUACCCCUGCCAAUAAAACACAACAUCAAAUGUU
This is a messenger RNA of Electrophorus electricus (electric eel), 3434 nucleotides long. The record is from RefSeq and is a predicted model, not a curated record. NCBI's taxonomy places the organism in Eukaryota, Metazoa, Chordata, Actinopteri, Gymnotiformes, Gymnotidae.